This is a messenger RNA of Seriola dumerili (greater amberjack), 2053 nucleotides long. Its product is annotated as lipoma HMGIC fusion partner-like 2 protein. The transcript has 2 exons. Bases 51 to 719 code for a protein of 222 amino acids. Gene Ontology annotation, cellular component: membrane. Lineage: Eukaryota; Metazoa; Chordata; Actinopteri; Carangiformes; Carangidae. The record is from RefSeq and is a predicted model, not a curated record.
UUUUUUUUUUUCAAUCAUUGGUCGUUACUGUCUCAGAAAAAUUUAACGCCAUGUGCCAUGUCAUUGUAACAUGCCGCUCCAUGCUCUGGACACUGCUCAGUAUCGUAGUGGCCUUUGCUGAGCUCAUUGCCUUCAUGAGCCCCGAUUGGUUGCUGGGAUACCCCCGGUCAGCCUCCAGUGUGACUGGGGCGAGUGUGGACUCCGGGGAGUACCGGCCGUCUCUCGGCCUCUACAGCCGCUGCCUUCGCGUCGGGUCCCGGGGACAAGGGAUCAGCUGCGGGCCCUACGCAGGGACAUUUGGAGAAGUGGCCAGUGGCUUUUGGAAGGCUGCCAUGUUGUUUCUGGCAGCAGGGACAUUGGUGCUAGGGUGUGUGGCCUGUAUCUCCAUCUUUAGCCUUUGUUUUCAGAGCAUCCUGAAGAAGAGCAUAUUCAACAUCUGCGGACUGCUCCAGGCUAUCGCAGGCCUGUUGCUGAUGGUGGGCCUCAUGCUGUACCCUGCCGGUUGGGGUUCAGAGAAGGUGAUCAGCUACUGUGGCACCGAGGCCUCGCCCUUUAGGCCGUCUAUGUGUUCACUGGGCUGGGCGUUCUACGCUGCGAUCGGUGGGACGCUGGCAACCUUCCUGUGUGCUGUUCUGUCCGCGCAGGCUGAGAUCGCCACCUCUAGUGAUAAGGUUCAGGAGGAGAUUGAGGAGGGGAAGAGUCUGAUAUGCCUGCUCUGAAUCUUGGGAAAUCAUCCUUGGUGUCAUCCCUCUCAUACGGAUACCUGGAAGGAGGACAGACAUUUCUCUCAGUGAUUUUCUUCAUGAUAUCCUGAAUAAAAUCAGCUGAUUUUUGAAAAGAUAGAUUUUAAAACUUUAGGCAUGGUGUUUUCCUCUGAUACUUGCUGAAGCCUACCUUAGUGUAUAGAACAUUACCCAUACACUUAUUCAGUGUUUUUUUUUUUUUUUUACCAAGAUACUGUUUAUUUUUGUAAUAAUUCUUGCUUUAAACAAACCGCUGUACUGGAGUAGCAGGAGAUUAGUGUCAUUGUGGACAGGUUAAACCCUGCCAGUAAAACAGUGUGUAUGUUUGUAACAUCAUUAUAAUGUUCAUUCACAUGCUUCACCUGCAAACCACAACAAUCCACUGAAUACUAGCAGAUGUGCCCUCUAAAACACGUAACUGUGUGUGUGUGUGUGUGUGGGAGUGUGUGUGUGAAAGACAUUAACUAUUAGGAUUAGAUUAGAUGUCCAUAUGCUCUGAUUCUGUGGCCCAGUAGGACAGUGAAGACUCCCUUGUUAACUUUAGACGUGCCACUUAAGGGAUUGUUCACUUCAAAGGGAGUUCCUCCUGUUAAAUGGAUUGUUUGUGGGUCUAUUGCAGCUUAAUAACUGGCAGAGCGUGUGCAGAAAAAGAACAGAGACUUGCCAUGUGUUUCACUGUGCUGAGCUUUCAUGAGGGGAUCACAGCGAGAUAAAGUGGACUGCUCCAUAGCGUAUCAUUAUGACGAGAAGAGAGCCAUACAGACAAGAUCUGGCUUUGUAAAGCAGCCCAACACGCAAAGUAGUAGUUGGGAAUUCAAAAAGCUUUUGUUGAAUAUUGGGUAGACAAAGGCAAAAACUCCCAAGUUGCCACGUCAGUGUGUUGUAGACAUUCUUCAAAGCUGAUUAAGUCAGACCGUCUUAGUUUGGUAGUUUCCCUUUCCUAAAUAGCACCCGUUAGUGUCUUUUGCACUUAAUUCACUUCACAUUGCUACAUAAGUCGCUGUAAAUCUAAAAGGAUUCAUGUGAUGCUGUGCUUUUAUUCAUUGUAGAUAAGAUGUGCAAUAAUUCAACUAUAGUGUGUCUGAUGUGAGAGUGAGUGGACCGAGAGGAUGAGGCUGAAGAGUGAAAUCAUGAGAUGGAUUUGUAUCAAAAAGCAUUCCUAGUCUGUCUGUGCUUAAAUUAAUAUGUAGACUGUCCGCUGUUUUUGUUACAUUAACAAAAGAGUAACAGCAUCUGCGGCUCGUUGUGUGAUGCUGCAUGUAUGAAAGGUUGAUAUGUGUGAAUAGAGGUCUGUUCUUUCUGCUCAAAUA